This is a messenger RNA of Cuscuta europaea, 1182 nucleotides long. Lineage: Eukaryota; Viridiplantae; Streptophyta; Magnoliopsida; Solanales; Convolvulaceae. The record is from the annotation of a GenBank genome assembly.
AUUAGCCACAUAUGACAGAUUGAGAUUUUUGGAUGUGACUAAUAUUUGUUCUUUUUGUAAGGGUGGCCCGGAAACGGUGUCACACCUAUAUUUUGAGUGCUCAUUUACAGAACAGGUUUGGGAGUUGGUGCGGAAUUGGAUUGGAAUUUCAAGAAGGAUGACAAAGAUUCUGAGCGCAAUCAAAUGGAUAAAGAAAGAGCAUAAUGGAGCACAUGCCAAGGCUAAAACCGUGAGACUAUCUUUUUGCUAUACUAUAUAUUGGACCUGGCGGAUGAGGAACAAGAUAUGUUUUGAGAAGGCCAAGAUCACGGUGGAUGAAAUGGUUAAACAAAUCAAGUAUAUGGUGUAUAAAGUAAUAUACUCUAUGUAUCCAAUUGAUAGGAUAACAUUCUAAUUUUUUGCGGUUUAUCACCAAUCUUUUGUGACGGCAAGCCUCCACCGGUGAUGAGAUCUCUUGCGCUCAGUAGCUCCAGCCGAAUCCCACCAGCAACGAAGCUAGGGCGACACUAGCUUUUUUAUCUCCAUCGCAAAAACGGAGCUAGGUUGUGCGGCAACAAUUCUGACUAAGCAAAGGUCUGCUCCCAGGUCAAAAGCAGACCAUAGACCAGCGGGCCAGGGCUACAUGGAGCCCAGAAGUGAUUAUCAAAAUGAUGGGCCCAACUGCUAGAUAAGCCCAUGCACUCCAAUAUUCCGGCCCAAAUAAGAGUUCGGGAAGAACGCAAAUGUCUUAUGGAAAUUGCUACUGUGGAAUUCGAGCAACGAUUCUGACUUCAUGGACAAAUGACAAUCCAGGGAGACGAUUCAUUGCGUGCUCAAGAGGUACAGGUGCUUGCUGUAACAUGUUCGAAUGGCUUGAUGAGGAAAUCUAUUAUAGGUCGAAGAUGAUUAUUCCUGGUUUGUUGAGGAAAAUAAACAGAUUGGAAGCUGAGCUUCCCGAUGAGAAGGAAAAGGAAAAAGGGAUGUCUAAAAACCAGAUGUUUAGGAGUGUCUUCUAGUGCAUUCUUGCUGGAUUAGUGGUGGCAGUAAUAUGGGCUGUUUGCUAUGCCAUUGGAAGCAAGAAAAUGGUAGCUUCGAAUAUGUGUGAUGCUAGGAAGGAUUAGUUGGAAUGGAAGUUUGAGUAGAGUUUCAGUUAUUACAUUAACUAAACUAGGUGUGUGUUUUAGGAACUCAUGUAUGACUUAG